UGCUACAGGGAAUAAUGCCGGUGGUUCUUCAACAAACACCGCUACUGCUCAACAACAACAUCAAAAUUCAAGUUCCUCACGUGAUUAUUCUGGAAUAGGUCAGCCAAUGUCUAAUCAUGUGCGUGAGUUGCCAACAUUAAACAUACAUUUAACUUCUCCGGCGGCGGCAGUUGCUCUUGGUUUAAUGUAUUUAAGAACUAGAGAUGAAUGGAUAUACGAAGCACUUUCUGUGAAAGAUUCUUUCUAUGAAAUCGAUAAAAUUCGUCCUGACAUGCUUAUGAUACGCACAUUUUGCCGUUGUCUAGUCAAAUUUGAUGAUAUUCAGGCAACAAAGCAAUGGACUGAAAAGCAGAUUCCUGAAAUUGUACGAAGAUAUUCGCAACAUUUUGUCGAGGCACAAACACUUAAAGAUAUUUGGUGGGAGGAAUUUAUCGAUGUUGAGACAAUAUCUAAAGUCCAUUUUUAUUGUACUGCUGGAGCUUUAUUGGCUUUAUCACUCCGAUUUGCUUCUAGUUGUCAGAAGGACGCUCUUUCUUUAAUUCAUCAAUUAUACGAGCGAAUUUCAUCAACCGACCUUAAUCGAAAGAAAGUAGAUGAACUCAGCUGGGCAGGAUUUGCCUUACGAGCGGGUCGAAAUUGUCUUCGAACAUGCACAAAUGUUUGUGCACUUGCCAUGGGAUUAUUAAUGGCAGGGAGUGGUGAUUUGCAAACUACGAGAAUUUUACGCAAAAUUAGAAAUAUUCUUCCAUCAUUUGAAGAUACAAAUAUAAAAAACAAAACUUCGGCAAAUUGUAUUCCUCCAAAAGAUAGUUCUGUUCAUAGUUUACAUGUUAGUACAAAUAUGGCUCUAGGAUUAUUAUAUUUUGGUUAUGGAAGGUAUCGUCUAUCAGAUUCUAAUUUGUCUAUAGCAGCACUCGUUCUCUCAUUAUUUCCAUUAUUUCCACAUUCAAUUACUGAUAAUCGUUUUUAUUUUCAACCUCUCCGUUUUUUAUGGAUUUUAGCUGCACAAAAGAAUUCUCAACCAAAAUGUUUAAGAAAAUUAAGUAAAAGAAGAAAAAUUAGAAGAAUACUAAUAAAUGAAGAAGAAAAAGAUUUUGAAGGAGAAGAUGAACAAGAAAUGAUAACUGUUGAAUGCCCAAGAUGUGGACGUAUAGAAAUAACAAAAAAUGAAAGAUUCUCCUCAUUGUGAUUUCUCAUUAUUUUCACUUUUUUAAGCCUUAUGUGAGCAUGUAUUAUUUUAGA
This is a messenger RNA of Meloidogyne enterolobii, 1242 nucleotides long. Lineage: Eukaryota; Metazoa; Nematoda; Chromadorea; Rhabditida; Meloidogynidae. The record is from the annotation of a GenBank genome assembly.